GCAACUUUAUGGAGUACGCUAACUGCCAUUUUGAAAAACAACAUUCAUAACUUACAGUUAUGUUCUAGAAACAAUCUUAUUAAACAAGCAAUUUAUCGAUUAAGAGACGCAAACCGUCAUGUCGAAGAUGCAAUACUGGAACUUAUUGUAGUGCUAGCACGCCAUAGUAUCAGUGUCAAAGAACUGAAAUCAUUGAUGGCUGCAUUGAAGGGAGAAAACAGUACUUGGCCUAAAUAUUCUGUAAAGUUGUUAGCUGCGAUGCGUCAAAUCAUUAAUCGCGAUCAGACAGAUGCUAGUGUCUUUUUUAAUUUUUCAGGAAGACGAGGCGGGACUAUUGCUUUACCACCAAUUCGGAAAUGGCCAACACAAACAGGAUUUUCGAUAGUAACAUGGUUUCGUCUCGAUCCGCUAGUCAAUAGUGGGUCUACCAAAGAUUUAUCUCCUUAUUUAUAUUGCUUUCAAAAUGGCAAGGGUAUAGGCUACAGUGCCUAUUUUGUAGAGUCAAAUCUUAUGAUAGAAACGAUUACGAAACCAAAGAGGAAAGGCUACAGUCAUGUUGUUAAUCAUAAGUUCCGUUCAAGAAAAUGGUAUAUGGUUGGAAUUGUGUAUAUAUAUAACCGAUUUAGACGCAGUGAACUGCAUUGUUACGUUAAUGGUCAAGAAGUUUCACACGAUGAUGUAUCCAUAGUUUCUUGCGAUGAGCCAUUUCAUAAGUGUUUCAUCGGAUCUUGUCCGCAAGCCUUGCCUUCUACCGUAUUUUCUGGCCAAAUGGGGUCAUUCUAUACAUUUAUCGAGGCGUUGUCAAAUGAUACAAUGGCAGCGAUAUAUUACUUGGGCCCAGAUUAUAGGUGUCAGUUCAAGCAUGGAUUUGAGACUGAUGUACCACUCUCCGCAUCUCAGGAAAAGCUCCUUUACGAUGGACGUUUAUCUACUGCAAUUAUGUUUACUUACAACCCCAAGGCGUGUGAUCAGAAGUUAUGCCUUGAAUCGUCUCCAACUGAUAAUGCAACAUAUUUUGUACAUUCCCCACAUGCGAUAAUGCUCGAGGGUGUAUAUCCAGUUAUUACAAAUUCUUUCCAAAGCGCCCUUAGAUCAUUAGGUGGUAUUCAGAUUAUCUUUCCCUUAUUCGAUCAACUCGAUUAUAAUGUGUAUAACGCGUCAAAAGAAAAUGAUAAUAACGAUAGCGUUCCUAGUGACGAUAUCGGUUCGAUGCUGUUGUCCCUCUUGUGUGACUUACUACGCGGAUCAACUACUUGUCAGCAGCAAAUUGUGCAAGGCAAUGGAUUUCUUGUUUUAAGUCGUUUAAUAGAAAAGGUCUCACCAGCCAGCUUAGAAGAUAGUACCUUAGAUACGCUAUUGAUGUUAGGAAAAUAUUUAUUUAGUUCACCUGGUAAAGCUAAUUUAUUGAACCAAUGGAUUGACCAUAUAUUGUUAAAGGCUUCAUUAUGGAUCCAUACCAGUGCUAAAGUUCAAGUGAAAUUAUUUAGUAUGUUGGCCACUGAAUUCGUUGCAAUGCCGGAGCAAUUAUCACUUCAUAUGAUCGAUUUCAAGAGAAUUAUUGGUGUACCUAGAUUAAUGCAUAUUUUAAAAUUCUAUUAUUGGUGUAAAACAACUGAAAGUUUUAACGCCAAGGAAUUAUCAGGUCAAAUUAACUGA
Molecule: messenger RNA, 1656 nt
Organism: Trichoplax adhaerens
Lineage: Eukaryota; Metazoa; Placozoa; Uniplacotomia; Trichoplacea; Trichoplacidae
Exons: 15
Biological process (GO): intracellular protein localization
Cellular component (GO): cytosol; membrane
Molecular function (GO): protein kinase binding
Source: RefSeq, a predicted model, not a curated record